AAAGGCAGUCACUGCUGCGGCUUGGUUGACGUGCAGAAGGAGACAGAAACUGUGCUGCAGUUUACGGACACCCACUUUCAGACGGUUCUCGUGUUUUCCUGGCGCUAAACGGUCUUUUUUAUGCAGACAACGGAACCAAACUGACAUCGAGGAAAGACCCAAAUUUGGCCCUAAUAAACUGUUCUCGGUCCUCUGAGUGAGAAAAAGCGGGGCUGCUCGGAGAGAGGAAGCAUUGAAACAGGUGGUGAGGCAUUCAGCGGCUCAACCGUGGAUCUUCACAGGGCCUCGCCACAUGGGAGUGGGCUUCCGCACUCAUAAGGGUCUGUGUUUGGGGCUCCCGCCGUCCCGUCGCCCACUUUUGCUGGACCGACAUGGCCGGUGGCAGAGAGCGGAAAGAACGACCACAGAGGCCAUGGUCGGUGUACCGGGCCAACACCUUCGAGCUUUCCAGCGAGAUGAUUGGCCUGGUACUCGCAGGAAAUGGUCAAGAUCCAGACGAGCCUGUUUUGGAGUUCAGUGUCGCCUGCACCGAACUGGCCACUCCCUCUUUGGAGCGAAAACCAAACAGCUUUGUAGCAGUGAGCUGCACAACCCCACCACAGGCCUUCUGGACCAAACACGCCCAGACCGAAAUCAUAGAGGGCACCAGUAACCCCAUGUUCCUCAGUAGCAUCGCCUUUUUCCAGGACUGUAACAUCAACCCCCAGACGCAGGUCAAGCUGGCUGUGUACGACGUAAAGGACCGCUCGCAGGGGACGAUGUACAUGUUGGGGUUUGCACUUUUUGCUGUGAAGGAACUUCUGCAGGAGAAAGGCCACAGAUUAGAGCUUGAAUUGCGAUCGGCAGAGAACCAACGCGUUGGGAAGGUCACCAUUGCGGCGUUGCAGAUGGAGGACAGGGCUGAUCAUAGGAUGUCUGUUAGAAAUCUGCCAGAGAGCAUCAAUGGUCGAACGGUACUUUCCGUCGACGAGAGCCUGACUGAGUCGAUGGGAGCCCGGAUUAAAUACGCCUCGCUGUCUAAAGACAGCCUACUUCGCUCAGUGUUUGGAGGAACCAUGUCCAGGAUGUACCGCUUCCCAACCACUGACGGAAAGCACUUGCGCGUCCUGGAGCAGAUGGCCGAGAGCGUCCUGUCCCUCAACAUUCCUCGGCAGUUUGUCAAGCUGCUGCUGGAGGAGGACUUCACCAGGGUGUGUGAGCUGGAGGAACUGGGAGAGUUAUCGCCCUGCUGGGAGACUUUGCGACGGCAGAUUGUGUCCCAGUACCAGUCCAUAACACUCGCAUAUCAGGAAACGCUAUCUGACCUCAACAGCUACAGAGGUCCCUCCUUCAAAGCUAGCAACCUGAAAGCAGACAGGAAGCUGGAAUUCAUGCCAACCAACCUCCAUGUGCAGAGGAUGAGGGUGCAGGACGAGCUGGGCUUCAAGCACACCUACGAUGUCAUAACGAUCGGCGCUCCGGCUGCUCAUUGCCAGGGAUUUAAAAGUGGUGGCCUCAGGAAGCUCAUCCAUAAGUUUGAGGAGGCCAAGAAACACGUUUGUGAGGAGGAAUGCAGCGCUCUCUCCAGCUCACAGUCCAUCGUCUACAUACCCCAGGACAUCGUCCGAGCCAAAGAGAUCAUUGCCCACGUCAACACGCUCAAAACUCAGGUCAACUACUACGCUGAGAGGCUUUCUCGAGCCGCCAAAGACCGAUCGGCUAGCGGGCUGGAGAGGACGCUGGCUAUCCUGACGGAUAAGACUCGUCAGCUCGUGACGGUGUGUGACUGCAAAUUGCUGGCUUCGGCCAUCCAGGCUUUGAACGCGGCGCGGCCCGACUACAUUGCCUCCAAAGCGUCGCCUACCACCGAACCAGAACAAGUGGUCCUCCGCAACGAUCAGGACACUCUGCUGGCCAAGUGGAGCGGCUGCAACAGUCGAUCUUCGCUGCAUGUGGACUGGCACGAAGAGGAGUGGGAGAAGGUUUGGGUCAAUGUGGACAAGUCUCUGGACUGCAUCAUCCAGCGAGUGGAUAAGAUGUUGCAGAAAGAGAGGAGACCCAGCAGCAGUAGUCUGGACAGUACCCAGCAUGACCUGCAGGGCGGCGACAGUAGAAAAGGUGAGGAAAAACGACGGGCUUUCUGGAUCAACCCAGGAAGUUUGUCACAGGACUCAUUAUCAUCAGAACCACCACCUCCACCAUCUUCAUCAGCACCACCAUACUCUUCUUCUUCGCCUGCCCUCUCCUCAUCUGCACGACCCCCCAGCCCCGAACAAGAAAACUAUGGAAGCCCGAGUGCAGAGGAGGCGUACCCAGGUGAGUGGAGCGAGGCUCUGUACCCGCUCCUCACCACGCUUACCGAGUGCGUCGCCAUGAUGACUGACAAGGCCAAGAAGUCCAUGGUGUUCCUGCUGAUGCAGGACAGCGCCCCCACCAUUGCCAUGGACGUGUCGCUGCAGUAUCGCCGGGACAUCGUCUUCUGCCAGACGCUCACUGCCCUAAUCUGUGGCUUCAUCAUCAAACUGAGGAACUGUCUUCGAGACAACGGUUUCCUGCGGCAGCUCUACACAAUCGGACUACUGGCUCAGUACGAGUCCCUGCUCAGCACCUACGGAGAGGAGGUCGCCAUGUUGGAGGACAUGAGCGUCGGCGUCAUGGAUCUGCGGAACGUCACCUUUAAGGUCACCCAGGCAACCGGCAGCUCCGCUCCCGACAUGCUGCCGAUCAUCACGGGCAACAGGGAUGGCUUCAACGUCCGCAUCCCGCUGCCGGGCAGCAUGUUCGACGCGUUGCCGCGGGAGAUCCAGAGCGGAAUGCUGCUAAGGGUCCAGCCAGUGCACUUUAACGUGGGCAUCAACGAGCAGCAGACGCUGGCCGAGAAGUUUGGUGACACGUCCCUUCAGGAAAUCAUCAACAUGGAGAGUCUCUCCAGGCUGAACUCGUACUAUGAACAGUUCAAAGAAGUUCUUCCUGAGGACUGCCUUCCCAGAUCCCGUUCCCAGACUUGCCUCCCUGAGCUGCUGAGGUUUCUGGGCCAGAACGUCAACGCCAGGAAGAACAAGAACGUGGACAUCCUCUGGCAGGCGGCCGAGAUCUGCCGCCGACUGAACGGAGUUCGUUUCACCAGCUGCAAGAGCGCCAAAGACCGGACGGGAAUGUCGGUCACUCUGGAGCAGUGCCUGAUCCUGCAGCAUGAACACGGCAUGGCGCCGCAGGUCUUCACGCAGGCACUCGACUGCAUGCGCAGCGAGGGCUGCAGACGAGAAAACACAGUGAAGAACGUUGGCGCGAGAAAAUACGCCUUUAACUCGUUCCAACUCAGGGCCUUCCCCAAGCACUACCGGCCACCUGACGGCACCUACGGGAAGGUGGAAACCUGAUUGAACCAACCUGGAGGUGCUUGUCAAGAGCAUCACAUGACCUCUUUGUUUUUUUUGAAGGAUUAGACUGAGUAGAGUCAUGAUACAUUUCAGACAUUAAUAUCACCUGGUGAGAUAUUAAAAUAUUUUAGAUAUAAUUAUUUUUAUUUUUCUGGAGGUAGAGUCUGUGAUUCAACAUACACUGUACGACCACACUGAAAACGCUGAGGCAAAUCCUAUGACAAAGACUGUUUUCUGGCACAUAUACAGUAUUCCGCGUAUGUUACGUUACUCAUAAGUUGCUAAACAGUGUUUUUACCUCACUGCCUCAGUCUUUUCAAUCACUGAUAAUCGAUAUAUAAAUACCAAGCUUUUAGUUUAAGCAGAAAAAAACUCAAAAUACUUGGUAGGUUAGAAGAACGAAUUGUGUAAAAUCAAGCCUUUGUAUAUGAAUAGCUUAUAUGAAUAGAAGCACACCUAGUGCACUUAUGUAGCAUAAGUGCCUUCAAAAUGUUGUCUGAAGUGCCCAUGAGCAAGAUAUGGAUUCUGUCAUACCUUUUGUUUUGUUUGACAGAAAAGUCAGAAAAGUUGACGUCUUGUUCUUCAGUUAAAAAACAACAUAUAUUUUACCAUUUAACUAUUAGAAAGACCAAAUGAGGAGGUUUAUAUCAGAACAGUCUGAUUUGACAUAUUUUAUGACACAAGAGGGCGCCACUGUGCUUCUACCAACAUAUAAUGUCUGAGUCAGCUGCCAUCUGUGCAAAUCCAUGUACAUUUUAGUCAUCAUGGAAAGUUAGUUGUCUUUUUUUUUUCUUUUUGUUUUUACUCUGACACAGACGUUUCUCUUUUCUGUGAAAACCGGCCAUAUUUGAAAGUGUUUAUGUUGCAGUGUUGCUAAAAUAAACUACUUUUUUGUUUGUUUUA
This is a messenger RNA of Poecilia reticulata (guppy), 4262 nucleotides long. RefSeq names its product inositol polyphosphate-4-phosphatase type I A-like. Gene Ontology annotation, molecular function: phosphatidylinositol-3,4-bisphosphate 4-phosphatase activity. The record is from RefSeq and is a predicted model, not a curated record. NCBI's taxonomy places the organism in Eukaryota, Metazoa, Chordata, Actinopteri, Cyprinodontiformes, Poeciliidae. Gene Ontology annotation, cellular component: cytoplasm.